AUGAAAGAUAUAUUUUCGAAGGAAGAUCGACGUCUUGAAUAUCACUUGGAUCCCGAUCAACCUGUCAGUUUGGAUGAUUUGGAGAAUAUUGGAGUGAAGUACUGGAAAAUUGACGUUGAUGACCUUGAAAAAGAUGUUACAUUUACUCGGAUACGAAAAGAACGAUGUUACAAUUAUCAAGACAUGUGUGAAAUCCAUCCUGACACUCUUCCUGAUUAUGAAAAUAAGUUAAAGACUUUCUUUAAAGAACAUCUUCAUGACGAUGAAGAAAUUCGCCUGAUUAUGGCAGGCAGUGGAUAUUUUGAUGUGCGAGAUCGGGAUGACAAGUGGAUCCGUAUCGAAGUCCUAAAAGGAGACAUGCUUGUGUUGCCUGCUGGAAUCUACCACAGAUUUACCUUAGAUAAAAAUGAUUAUAUAAAAGCACUGCGUCUCUUCAAAGGUGUGCCUGUUUGGACCCCACACAUGCGUCCUGCUGACAGUAAACCUGCUCGUCAAGAAUAUCUUGAUCUUCUCAAGGUAAUCGACAAAGAGAAAACCAUCAGUUAA
Molecule: messenger RNA, 546 nt
Organism: Acanthosepion pharaonis
Lineage: Eukaryota; Metazoa; Mollusca; Cephalopoda; Sepiida; Sepiidae
Source: the annotation of a GenBank genome assembly